Molecule: messenger RNA, 1359 nt
Organism: Lagopus muta (rock ptarmigan)
Lineage: Eukaryota; Metazoa; Chordata; Aves; Galliformes; Phasianidae
Product: interferon alpha-2-like
Exons: 5
Coding region: 603-1064 (153 amino acids)
Biological process (GO): defense response; B cell differentiation; T cell activation involved in immune response
Cellular component (GO): extracellular region
Molecular function (GO): cytokine activity; type I interferon receptor binding
Source: RefSeq, a predicted model, not a curated record
UAAGAUCCAGAGCCUCAAACCUAUUACGGAGGAGCCCCAGGGGAAAUGAGGUAGGUAGGGAGGGAGGUUGCCUGUAAAGUUAACUUGGACUCUCUUUCAACCCUCCUCAUCUUUUUGGUUCCCUACCUCAGCCCAAUAAAUGACAGGGUAUGGACUCCAGCACGCUCUGGGGACACCCAGAGCGUUACCUCACCAAUCAAUCUCCUGCUCACAUGCCCUGAUGCUACUUAGUCUCUCCACCUCCUCCUUGAACUACUACGAUGAGCAGACCUUCCACCUGAGAACAGUUCCCUGCUGCCUUCCCCUAGCAUCUGCAAGCCCAGAUUCUGGAGUUCCCUGCGGUGGAAGUUCUGGGCAGCUUUGUUGCUCGUCUGGAGUUCUGUUGGGUCCAUGCAUCUGAAUAAGAAGUUGAGCGUUGGGAAGAUUGUGAACCUGAAGUACUUGGCCAAUGAGGAGCCAGGGGAGAAAGAGGUUAGUGUGUGUUUUGCUUCAACCACAGACACAGAAAUGAUCAAGAGCAUUCUGGGCUGCAGCCUUAAAUCACGGAGCAGCAUCUUCCACAAAGAAAAGUGAUUGAAAGCAGCCUGCAACUUUUGGACAAAAUGGGCAAACGGUUUCCUCAACAGUGUCUAAGAGAGAAAAUGUCCUUCAGAUUUCCUGAGCAGGUUCUAAAACACAGACAGAAAGAAACUAUUAAAGUAGCCAUUGAAGAAAUCUUGCAACACAUCUUCUAUAUCUUUAGCAAAAAUCUGACUCUAGCUGCCUGGGAUGGGGCAGCUCUAGAACAAUUCCAAAAUGGACUCUAUCAGCAAAUUGAGCAAUUGGAGGCAUGCAUAAUCAAGAAACAGACUCAAUAUUUUUGGAGUAAAGAAGUCAACAAGCUGAAACUGAAAAAGUAUUUCCAAAAGAUAGACUCUUUUCUUAAAGAGAAACACCACAACCUGUGCUCCUGGGAGAUCAGCCGUGCAGAAAUGAGGAGAUGUCUUCAAUUGAUUGAUAAAGUCAUAAGGAAGCUUUACAAGGUAGACAUGCUCUCCUCUCUGCCAGUUACGGAUGCAAGCUAAAGGAAAUGAUGACUGCUAUAGGUAUCAGGUCUGAAGCUGAGAUAACAGAAGGAAAAUCUGCUAACAACGCUACCGUGAUCCGGCACAACCAAAAAGACAAAAGGGUGAGAUCCCACCCAAAAAACUACAGCUGGAGAUUUUUUUGUGCUUUGUAACUAACAGCACUUGGGGUAGUUCCACUGCCAGACUGUUGGAAAUCUGAUUUCCUGCCUGUUUGUUUUUUUGCACGAACUGCUUGUUUGUUUUUUGCACUUCUGCAAGCCUGUAUAAUAAAAGGACAUUCAGCCUGUUUAGU